This is a messenger RNA of [Candida] anglica, 513 nucleotides long. The record is from the annotation of a GenBank genome assembly. NCBI's taxonomy places the organism in Eukaryota, Fungi, Ascomycota, Pichiomycetes, Serinales, Debaryomycetaceae.
AAAUAUCCAUAUAUUGACACAUAUAUUUAUCAUGUCGAUACAAUUCAUCUUAGUGCUAAACCGACAGGGUAAAACCCGGCUUAUGAAAUGGUUCAAUAACGUUUAUAAACAACAAGAAAAGAUCCGGCUUGUUUCGGACAUUCAUCGGUUAUUAUCUUCACGAGAUCUGAAACAUCAAUCAAACUUUAUAGAAUUCCAAAAGAAUAAACUUGUAUACAGACGUUAUGCAGGGUUACAUUUCAUAACAUCGAUUAACUUGAACGAUAAUGAGCUUAGUUAUUUGGAAAGUUUACACUUUUUGGUGGAGAUAUUGGAUGUUUAUUUCAACAAUGUAUGUGAAUUGGACCUAGUAUUCAAUUUUUAUAAAUUAUAUGCCAUCUUAGAUGAAAUAUAUCUAGGAGGAGAAAUACAGGAAAUAUCAAAGGCCAAGAUAUUGGAAAGGUUAUACGAAUUGGAUAAGUUAGAUUAAAAUGUACAUUAUUAUUAUUAUUAUUAUUAUAUUAGAAGUAUUGA